UAAAUAUUUUACCCAAAACCAAAAAAAAAAAAAACAAAAAUAAAAAAUCAAAAACAAAUCAGAUCCAUAAAAAAAUAAGUUUUUGUGUGUGUGUUUUUAAAUGUUUUGAAUCAUGAAAAUCUUUUGGAAAAUGUAUUGUGAAAAGUGUGUGAAGAGGAAUUAAUUAAAAAAGUAAAAAUUGUGAGUGGUCUGCCAUCGUGGCUUCACGAUUCACAGGUAAAUCCUAUCACAGAUUAUCUGGUAGCGUGUUGAGUUUGUGGUAUUAAAAUGGCAUAUCGAUCGAAUGGCGAUUAUAACAGCGAUGAAGGGGAACGCGACCCCCCUGAUAAUAGUAUUUUAAGUGAUGAUUCCGAAAAACCAACAUAUUUAAUGGAACAUUUGGCUACAUUUACGGUUACGAAAGAAACUGACGUUGUUUAUCCAGCAGAUGGUAUGCGACGAUUAUUACAAUUGGAAAAAACAAAUGGGAUUUGGUCGCAAAAAAUGCAAUUAUGUUUGGAUCGACAAUGGGUUUUAAUUAUGGAUUAUGAAACUGGGAGUGUUAUGGAACGAUUUCCAGCAUCCAUGAUCCAAGAACCUACUGCUUUUACCAGCCACGAUCCAAUGGAAAUUUAUAAUAAUAUAUUAGUGUUUAUUGUGGGAAAAAAUGGCUCGAAUAGUGAUUAUAAUCAACGAUCUGAAAUGCAUAUUUUUCAGUGUCAAAGCAUAUCUGCACAGGAUCUAGUUGAGGACUUAAAAGAUUUACGUGCUGGUAAAAUGUUAACACGUAAUCGUAAUUCGGUGAUACCAGGUCCACCCACAAAAUCACCAAGUCCACGGCAUGAUCGUCAACGUGUCAACACAACGGAAUCGAAUUUUCAUCGUGAAUCGUAUCGUGAAUCUGAUAUUGAGUUAAAUGAUGAAACCAGCUCCAUAGCAAGUGAAAAAUAUGAGCGUGACGUCACCAUAUUGAAUCAUUGUUUUGAUGAUAUUGAAAAGUUUAUAGCACGAUUACAGCAUGUUGCGGCUGCUUCUCGUGAAUUAGAACGCCGUCGACGAAAUCGAAAAUCGAAAAAACGAGAUUUAGGUGAUGGCAUUUUAACAAUGCGUACAAAACCACCACCAGAACGUGAUUUUAUUGAUAUUUUCCAAAAAUUUAAAUUAUCAUUUAAUUUGUUAGCGAAAUUAAAGGCACAUAUACAUGAUCCAAACGCACCGGAAUUAGUACAUUUCCUGUUCACACCAUUAGCAUUGAUUGUGGAUGCAUCACAUGAAACUUACUAUGAACCAAAUUUACCAGCAAAAGUCAUUUCGCCAUUAUUAACGCGCGAAGCUAUCAACUUAUUAAUUAAUUGUGUAACCAGCAAAGAGACUGAAUUAUGGCAUUCGUUGGGGAGUGCUUGGCUCACAUCUAGAGAUCAAUGGAAAGGCAAUGUGCCAUCAUAUCAUCCAGUAUUUUUGGAUGGCUGGUCUCCAGAUUUCCCCGUUGUGGAUGAACAUGAACCAGUGGUCACGUACUCUGGUAAAUCGAAUCGUGACUCACAAGGAGAUUUAAAUUAUGGUAGUGAUUAUUUUGGCUAUGAACAACCGUUACCAGAAAUGCGACGUUACAUGUACGAUGGACGUAAUCCACCAGAUAAUUCAAAAGGUGAACCGAAUCCAAGCUCUGAAUUGGGUAUUGGACAUAUGAGUUUACAAGAUUUAAGUGCUCGAAGUGACAUAUCACUGGAUUCGAUUGAACGUAGCGGCGUGGAUGAUCGUCCAACUGGUGGUGAUCUGUCGCAGGAGGCAUGGCUCGAAGAAUUACAAGCAAAAGGUGCAAAUGUUGUCCAAGUUACUUAUCCACGAACGGCGAACAAUGACAAAGAAUUAACAGUAGUUCGUGGAGAAUAUCUAGAGGUUCUGGACGACAGUCGAAAAUGGUGGAAGGCACGUAACAUACAUGGUAAAGUGGCACAUGUACCUCAUACAAUUGUGACACAACAAAUUUUUGGAUUGAAUAGCAGCAAUAAUGAUCCAAAUGAAAUAUUUAACAAUCCAUUGUACAUAAGGAACGUGCGUGGCAACAUACAACGCGAGGAAUCAUCAGUGAGUGGACGUUAUAGCGCAGGCGCCAGUAAUAAUUCACAUGAGCACGCGGCUGGACCACCACAUCCACAAUCUGUAGCUGCUGAUCGUGUACGGAAAGAGCAUCUCGAAACAUACACAGAAAGUAGUUUCUUAAUGGUACAACAAAUAUCCACAACUACAACGGAUAACAGCUCAACGAUGGUGUUAGUACCUCCACCACCCCCGAUGCCUGUCACUGGCGGUGUCAACUCAGCAUCUGUAGCCACAAUCGUAUCUUCAGCAGCCACAACACAAAUAUUGGAUAGUUCAUCAACGUCCUCCACGUCCAAUGCAAAUGGGACGAUCUUACAACCUAGCACAAAUCAUCAAUCAACAAUGCAAGGAAGCUCGACAUCUCAAAAUGAAGGAGAAAUGCAUGAUGAACUACGAACAAUCUUACCAUUGAUACGACAGAACAAACGUAAUUUAGACAUACUAAAAACACCGGAAGUGUAUAUUCGACAAGUGUCAUCACCAUCCGAAGUACAACAGUGGUUACGUGCUAAAGGUUUCACUGAGCAAACAUGCGACAAGUUAAAGGGUUUAACCGGUAACGAACUUUUGGCAUUGAAUCGUUCAACACUUGAACAAUACUGUGGUCAGAUCGAAGGCAAACGUCUAGCAUCUCAAAUUAUAAUACAACGGAAUGUUUCUGGUUAUAAAACUGCUCGCACAUCAGAACUGUUAGAAAUUUUAGCAAGAGCUCGUCGAAAAGUGGAUAAUGAAGAAGUUGAAUGACAUAAUUGGAUUGUUUUAAUGAUGUCAGAUAGCAGAUAUCUUUAAAAUAUCCUAUCAAUUAUGAUGUUUCAACAAUUUUGUAUAUAUACUUAUUAUGUUAGCAAACUUAGCCGGUCCAAAUUAAUUUUGAACUUUUUUAGUUCAAUGUUAAAAUAAAUUUCAGUGAUUAUAAUUUUUAAAAAAAAUAACAGUAAAAAGGGGCCAUAUCUUUUGUUCCUCACCUCGUGGAGCAAAAUGACCCAAAAAUUCAGGAUUAGCGCACAAAAUUAGCUUUUAGAAAAGUAUUAAUUAGUUUCUCAAUAGCGAUCGAUUAUUUCCAUCAUUCGACUCUUCAACAAUGCUAGUUUUUAAAACAUACUAAAAUGCGUCUCACU
Chrysoperla carnea is the source of this 3200-nucleotide messenger RNA. RefSeq names its product epidermal growth factor receptor kinase substrate 8-like. The transcript is spliced from 11 exons. Gene Ontology annotation, biological process: Rho protein signal transduction; regulation of Rho protein signal transduction. NCBI's taxonomy places the organism in Eukaryota, Metazoa, Arthropoda, Insecta, Neuroptera, Chrysopidae. Bases 268 to 2826 code for a protein of 852 amino acids. Gene Ontology annotation, cellular component: plasma membrane. Gene Ontology annotation, molecular function: actin binding. The record is from RefSeq and is a predicted model, not a curated record.